Blastocystis hominis is the source of this 329-nucleotide messenger RNA. RefSeq lists its product as hypothetical. NCBI's taxonomy places the organism in Eukaryota, Bigyra, Opalinata, Blastocystidae. Gene Ontology annotation, biological process: tRNA splicing, via endonucleolytic cleavage and ligation. Gene Ontology annotation, molecular function: nucleic acid binding; tRNA-intron lyase activity. The transcript is spliced from 3 exons. The record is from RefSeq and is a predicted model, not a curated record. The coding region runs from base 12 to 329 and encodes 105 amino acids.
AAUAUAUAUGAAUGAGUAAUUAUGAGCUUGUUCGAGAGCAAGUAAACCAAUACUACACUGACAAGGGGUAUCAUGUAAAGAGUGGUUUUAAAUAUGGGAGUGAUUUUAUUCUGUACAAAUCCGGUGAUGAGGAACACAAGCAUGGCGUUGCUUUGGUUUUGAUUCACGAUAAUGAUUCGACUCUUCCUAUACAAGGGGAGAUUGCAUCCUUUGUAAGAUUAGCUGACUCUGUCAAAAAGAAGGCGCUAUUUGUAACUUAUACCACCAGAGAGAUUAAAAUUUUCCAACUAGAAAACAAAAUGCAUAAACGAUUACCUAGAAAGAGAUAG